This is a messenger RNA of Megachile rotundata (alfalfa leafcutting bee), 2938 nucleotides long. Its product is annotated as sphingomyelin phosphodiesterase. Gene Ontology annotation, molecular function: acid sphingomyelin phosphodiesterase activity. Gene Ontology annotation, cellular component: lysosome. The record is from RefSeq and is a predicted model, not a curated record. Gene Ontology annotation, biological process: sphingomyelin catabolic process; ceramide biosynthetic process. Lineage: Eukaryota; Metazoa; Arthropoda; Insecta; Hymenoptera; Megachilidae.
AAAAUUGACAAAGCUACAAAUUGUAUUGAUCAAUUGGGCGUUAGGGUGGGGAGGAUUAAGUUAUGAGGAGGUAUCACAAUGCGCGCAUCGAUCAGUGUGCGCCGAGUCGUCCUCGCGGCAAGGUGGGUUGAAUGUGUGUCUAUGAGAAUCUUCUGUGUGUGUGAAAACAAGCAAAAGAGAGAGGGUCAGAACAAAGAAAGAGAGUUGCUUUCGUCCGGUACUGUGUUGUGCAGUGAACACGUGUGCGUGUGCGUCUUGUCUCUGGUGAUCUAGAAAACGUGCCGAACGUCCGGGUGAAUCUUGCAAUGUCACGAAAUUAAUCGUACAGGAAGAAAACGAAGUUUCUUUCUAAUUUCUCUUUCGAGUAUAACUUUCAAAAUAUCAACUUAACCUCUGAACUUGCAACUUAGAACAUAUCUUUAUGCACCACGUGCUGUUUUCUGGAUCUAAAUAUUCUUGACAAUACCAAAGAGUCUAAAAUAGCAUGCCAAAUCAAACAUGGAUCCUAAAGAACAUCCUCAUUUGCCUUCUUCUUAUUGGGACGUUGAAGUCCUCCAUCGGAAAGCCCAUCACAAGUCGGUCAAGAAGAGAAGCAGAAAUAAUGGCGACCAACUGGACGCAGCUUGCAGACGAAUGGUUCGCUGCCAGAGCAAGCGCCGCAGAAAGAUUUGAUGUUACCGUUUUACCUUUGACUGACAGAUUCAGAGACUUGCCUCCAACUGCAGACACUUUCGUUAUUAACGGCACCAGUUCUGACCAACUUUCACGGUACAAUUAUUCAAGAAUGCUAUGGGAAAUGGAAUCCGUCCAAUCAAGUGGACACCUCUCAACAUUCGUAGACAAAGCUUUAAAACUCUUAGACCUAAGACAAGUAAUGAUGGAAGUCGAAACGUCAGUAAUGUCAAAAGUGUCCUGCACAGCGUGCAAAGUUGGCGCUGGACUUCUUCUGCACUAUAUCAAGGUCGGCAAGAGUGAUGAAGAAAUUAUGACCAGUAUUUACCAGUUUUGCGUAUCUCUUAAUAUUCAGAGUCCCCGAGUUUGCCAGGGUGUUACUUUACUCUUUGGGGGGGAAGUAAUCUACGUUUUGAAGCAAGUAAACAUGGGACCAAAUCAGAUUUGUAGCUUCGUGAUAGGCGACGCAUGUGACAACACAUACAAUCCUCUGCACGAGUGGGAAGUGGUGUUUCCACCGGUGAACAAACCACCCGUAAAACCUCCUAUACCACCUCAAGAAGGUGCGCCGACCUUCAAAGUCCUUCAUAUCUCUGAUACCCACUACGACCCUUAUUAUCAAGAGGGUGCCAAUGCAGAAUGUAACGAACCAUUAUGCUGCAGAUUGACCAACGGAGCACCCCUGACUCCAGCCGCAGCUGCUGGCCGAUGGGGUGAUUAUAGAAAAUGUGACACGCCAAAAAGAACCGUUGAGCAUAUGCUCAAACACAUUGCUGACACACAUUCAGAUAUAGAUUAUAUACUGUGGACCGGUGAUUUACCACCUCAUGAUGUAUGGAAUCAGACGCGGGAAGAAAAUCUGAAAGUGUUGCACGAGACGGUUACACAGCUCAUUGAAAUGUUUCCUGGAAUACCGAUCUUUCCGGCUCUGGGAAACCAUGAAAGUGCUCCAGUUAACAGCUUCCCACCACCAUUCGUGCCAAAAGACAAUGAUAUAUCCUGGCUGUACGAUGCACUCGAUAAACAUUGGAGACGUUGGCUACCAGCAGGUGUUUCGCACACUGUCCGACGUGGUGCAUUCUAUUCGGUCUUAGUCCGUCCAGGCUUCAGGAUUCUGUCUGUAAACAUGAAUUAUUGUAACAAUAAAAACUGGUGGUUGCUAUUAAAUAGCACGGAUCCGGUCAGCGAAUUGCAGUGGCUUGUUUAUGAAUUGCAAGGCGCAGAGAUGAAUGGAGAAAAAGUUCAUAUUAUUGGUCAUAUACCACCUGGACAUUCGGAUUGUUUGAAGGUGUGGUCUAGAAACUAUUAUCAGAUCAUAAACCGGUACGAAUCGACAAUCGCAGCACAAUUCUUUGGACAUACUCAUUACGAUGAGUUUCAGCUGUUUUAUGAUAGUAGUGACCUAGGAAGAGCUGUUAGUAUAGCAUAUGUAGGACCGUCGGUUACCCCCUAUUCUGAUCUCAAUCCAGGAUACAGAAUAUACUACGUUGAUGGUGAUCAUCCGAAGACCACCAGAAUGGUUGUGGACCACGAAAGUUGGGUUAUGAAUCUGAAGGAAGCAAAUCUGUACGAUUAUCCUAUUUGGCACAAGAUGUACAGUGCACGACAGGCAUAUCAAAUGUCCUCGUUAUUACCUAAAGAUUGGGACUCGUUAAUAGAUAAGAUGAGCAAUGAACCGUCACUUUUUGAUCUUUAUUAUAAAAAUUAUUACAAAAAUUCUCCCGUACGACCGCCAUGUAACGACGAAUGUCGAAAGAGGUUACUCUGUGAUUUACGAAGUGGAAGAAGCCAUGAUCGCAAAGCACUGUGCCAGAGUCUCGAGUCAAGGAUAGAUGGUGAAACAAGAACGGGUUGGAGGGCUUGGAUUUACAAUGGACUUGCUUUAUCAGUAUCUGUUUUUAUGGCAAUUCCUCGAUUUGCGUACAAUUUACCCAAGUACGUUUUAGGCCUAGGAUAAAUGAAGACAUCACUGGAAGGGUAACCGAUGGUGGUGUCUGAUAUUAAAUUAGCAACUAAGACGCUGACAUCGUUAUUUCAUUGUUUGAUAGCCACAGUAUUUGACUACUUGCAGCAAUAUACGAAAUGUCACGUAUGAAUAUAUUUGACAUUCGUAUAAAAUUUAACCCUCGUGAUUGUGAGGUUAUUUUGAGAAGAAAAUUUGGCAGCUUCAACUUUGAGGAUUUUGAAAAAUAUAAAAUUUUAUUUUGAUUAAAAUAUUCAAAUUUUUUUGGUAAAAUAUUCACAACAGUGUCAGUUAUUCGUCCAA